AUGUCUAGAUUGAAAAGAAAAUUAGAAGAUUUGAAAAAAAUUGAUAAUAUUAUUAAAAAUAAUAUAUCAUUAGAAGAUGUUUUAAUGAAUUCUGAUAUUAUGCCUAGUAAAUGGGUUAACACUACAAGAAAACGUAAAGAAAUAGAAAAAAAAAGAAGAAAAAUUGAAAAGAAACGUAGAGAUGAAAAAAUAGAUAUUGUUGAAAAAUUGUUUGGUGAUGAAUUAUAUUAUAAACAAAAUAAAAAAAGGAAUGGUUCAACUUGGUGGAAUGGUUAUGAAAGACAAGAUGUUGUUUUAUUAGAUGAUUUUAAUAAGAAAGUUGGGUGGGAUAGUAUUGUGAAUAUAUUGAAUCAUACUGAAAAUAAAGUAGAGAUGAGAUAUGGUGGAUUUGAAUAUUUUAUUGCAAAAUAUGUAUUUAUGACUAGUACAAAACCACCUGAAAAAGCAUAUAAUUUUAAUGGUGAUAAACAAAAAUUUUUAAAUAUGGAAUGGGAUAUUAAAUAUAAUAAUGGUAGUUGUGAUAAUGAAGAAAUUAUUGAAAAGGGAAAGAUGUUUACUAAAAAUUUCGAUGGUAAACAUUUUGUCAAGAAUGGAAAAGCGUAUUGGCGACGUGAAUUUUUAGAGGAUAAAAAAGAAUAUUUACAGAAUUAUUUUAAUAAAUUUAAUUAA
This is a messenger RNA of Scutellospora calospora, 669 nucleotides long. Lineage: Eukaryota; Fungi; Glomeromycota; Glomeromycetes; Diversisporales; Gigasporaceae. The record is from the annotation of a GenBank genome assembly.